Messenger RNA from Dreissena polymorpha, 6333 nucleotides. RefSeq names its product two pore channel protein 2-like. Gene Ontology annotation, molecular function: monoatomic ion channel activity; voltage-gated channel activity. Gene Ontology annotation, biological process: transmembrane transport; monoatomic ion transport. The record is from RefSeq and is a predicted model, not a curated record. Bases 119 to 2719 code for a protein of 866 amino acids. Gene Ontology annotation, cellular component: lysosomal membrane. NCBI's taxonomy places the organism in Eukaryota, Metazoa, Mollusca, Bivalvia, Myida, Dreissenidae. The transcript has 25 exons.
AAUUAAAAGGCGUAAAUGGAGAAAAUUGAAAAUUGCGAAGAAUUCUGCUAUGAUUUGAUUUAAUUUAUUUAAGUUGUUUUUUAUCAUGUACGAUAUUUAUUGAAGGAACUUAUCAAACAUGGAUAUAACAAAUGGCACUGUGGUUGUAUCGGGUAAUGACAAUCCGCUUGAAUCGAGUGAACGGCAAUCAAAAAGUCCUUUAAGUUUAAAUGUCAACACAAAUGCGAAAAAUCCUAAACAGGAUAUCCACAAAACUGUUCCAAAUCACGAUUUGGAAAUAGACGAUGACCCGCUAAUUGAUGUGUCCGAUACUGAAGAUUUGGUCCAGGAAACCUCAAGUAAGAAAAGCUCAAAAGCUGCAGAGAAUUGUGCACAUAAAUCAGCAAAUAAAUCUGAACAAUUGCAAUCAAGACCAGCGCGUAGUAGUUCCAUGGCCAGUGGUACAUUUGAUGCAGAGCAAGCAAGUAAUGAUGAACUCCACCUUCUGCAGGCCCAGGUGUUUAUUGAAGAUGCAGCCAUGUAUCGGUCUGUGGACCACAAGGUUGAUCGCAGGUCACUGGUGCUGUACCGCUUCUACCAUUCCAAACUGUUCUCACUAUUGAAGAUAGGCGUGAUCACCCUGCUGCACAUUCUCGCCUUCUUUGAGUUCCCGUCUUCCCUGACAUGGACUUCCGACAUUAGGACCCGAGGGGAACGGGCGGCUUUACCCUGUGGUGUCACGGAAACCAUUGAAAUCCUCUGUCUUGUGUUCCUGGUGUGCGAUGUCAUUCUGAAGUACCGGAUAUAUGGCGCCUAUUACUUGAAGGUGAAUCGUUGGUUGCUGGUGGAACUUGUGGUCCUGGUGAUAUCCUUCAUUGAUUGGAGCGUAUCUGUGGGCAUCGGAUGUGGAGAGGUUGUUAGAGUAAGAAGAAUGCUUCGUCCAAUCUUCAUCAUCCAGAAUUCGUCCCUCAUGAAGAAAAUUCUUAACUCUCUUCGGAAAACUGUUCCACAGAUACUUGGUGUGCUUCUACUGAUGGGCCUGCACUUGUACAUUUUCACGUUAUUUGGCAUGCUGCUGUUCCCAAAGCCAAACAAGGACUACACACACCCCGUCAACACCACCAGUACGACAGGAGAUACUGAGGCUGCCUACUUCCGCACUCUGAUUGACUCCUUUAUCGUUCUUCUGGUUCUACUGACAACUGCCAACAACCCUGAUGUUAUGAUGCCGGCAUAUUCAAAAAACAGACUGACAGCGAUUUUCUUCAUAGUAUUUGUGAUAAUUGGUCUCUAUUGUUUCAUGAACAUGCUGACUGCCAUUAUCUACAACCAAUUUAGAGGCUACUUUCUGAGGUCCAUGCAGAGCAGCCUGAUGAGGUGUAGGAUGGGACAGCGUGCUGCCUUUGAGGCUCUCAAACAGAAGAGUGUGACCUUGCAGAGCAUUCAGAGUAGCGUGUCAGAGUCAGAACAGCAGCGUAGUGAAAAGGUGCUAGUUCGAGAUUUGAAGUUGGUGAUUACCAAUGCCAAACUGGGUCAGGAUAUGAAGGUGCUAUUAAUGGAGACAAUUGCAGCUGGUUUCAACCCUGAGCAGCUGCUGACCUGGAACAACUUCCUGUCCGUGCUACGCAUGAUGGAGAUGGACAAGAACAAAAAAGAGAAACCUGAGAUCAAUUGGAUUCAAGGUCGGCCCUGGUUGCUACGGAUACAGAAGAUAGUGUGUCACAGAUACUUCAGCUACUUUGGCAACUUCAUCGCUCUCGUCAAUGUCAUUCUAAUAUCUUUUGAACUGGCCACAGAGUAUGACAGGGCCUUGACAUCCAGUAAAUCAGCUCUCAGAAUAAUCAACUUUUUGUUUAUCAUCUACUACGUGAUAGAGCAAAGUCUGAUGGUUGUGUGUUUGGGAUUUAGACGCUACCUUUACGACUGGACCAACAUCUAUGAUGGAAUCAUUGUCACUAUUCUUUUGAUCAGUGAGAUUGUCACAGUGUCAAUCUAUGGCUUCCCAUUCUUCAGUGAAUCAGAGGCUCAUGACAACACCAUACUGUGGAACACUGUGCGACUGAUCAACAUCUUGAUUAUGUUUCGAGUUCUCAGGGUCAUCUGGCAUAUUAAGGCAAUGGCUAUAGUGGCUCACACUCUUCUAGACCUUGUGAAAAACCUGAGGUCAUUUGGAGGAAUCCUGGUUGUGAUCUACUAUUUUUUUGCCAUGCUGGGAAUGGAGUUGUUUCAAGGCAAGAUUACAUACGCUCCUGUCAACAACACCGGUGGCAACUCCUCGAUAUUGAGUAACCCAACCAUGGAGUGUGGUAGCUAUGAACAACUCAACUACUGGGCAAACAACUUUGAUGACUUCGCUGCCUCGAUUGUUGUUCUAUGGGACAUCAUGGUUCUUAACAACUGGCAAGUGUUCAUGUAUGCAUAUGGAAAAUACACGACCAAAUGGUCCUAUUUAUACUUUAUUGUUUGGUGGCUGUCCUGUGUGAUAUUGAUACUAAAUCUCUUCACUGCAUUAAUAUUGGAGAAUUUCAUCAUGAAGUGGGAUCGUUUCUAUGACGCCACUCACCAGCGUCGGUCCCGACAGGACACUAGCAGACAGUCCGUGAACAACAACUUCCACAUGAAUACACUAACAGUGCAUGAUAUAUUCAGACCAAACCUAAAGGAGCCGUCAGAAGCUGAGAUCAUGGAGACACUUUCCAGGCUGAGGUUUUUCCCCUGUGAGCAGAACUUGAGUGUGUGAUAGACAACGACACUUGAACGUCAGAUUGUCAAUACUUGUACUGUGUAUACAAGUCUGCAAAAUGUUUGCAUUUAUACAGCAGUCAGAAAUUUAUUAUGUGUGUGGUUAACAUGUUCCACAGAAUAACAAUUUUAAUAAUUGAAUGAUGAAAUGAUUUAAGUGAAGAACUUCAGACUGCCAAUGUGAAUUGAAUAUAUAUCUGAAAAACAAUUACAGCUGUUAUUAUGAGUAGAAUAAAUAACUUGACACACAAUUCCAGGCCUCUUGAACAGAAUGAUGAAGCAAGUUUAAACAUGAAUCUCAUUUGUUGUGUAAUUGUGAUGACUCCGCAUUAUUAGGUUAUGGUUUGCAAUAUGUCGCUACUUGGAACAUUUUUAGCUCAACUAUUAUAUAUGAAAUAUAUAUAGUGGAGCUAUCCUACUCACCCCGGCGUCGGCGUUAGCGUUAGUGUUAGCGUUAGCGUGCAAAUUUUAAAGUUUGCGUACCAUAUAUUUUGCAUACUUCUUUACCAACAUGACCCCAAUCUAUAAACAAGAGCAGAAAACUGUAUCAAGCAUUUUGACAGAAUUAUUGCCCCUUUUAUACUUAGAAUAUGCAUAUUAUUGAUAAAUCUAUGUUAAAGUUUGCGUACCACCUCAAAUAUUUUCUAUGUCCUUUGACAUAUUGCUUUCAUAUUUUGCAUACCUCUUUACCAACAUGAUCCCAAUCUAAAAACAAGAGCAGACAACUGUAUCAAGCAUUUUGACAGAAUUAUUUUCACUUUUAUACUUAGAUAAUUGAACAUUUUGCUUAAAUUGCCAAAACUUCUUUAUUUAUUAUCACAUUUGAUUCAUACUUUGACGAAACAACACUUACCUGACAUACCACAAUGCACUCGACCCAAACCAUCCCCCAUGCCCAACCCCAGAAUCCCCCCCCCCCAAAAAAAUAUUUUUUUUCCCUUAUUUUUGAAAGAGCAUCUAUUAAAUGACCACACACCCACAUUAUACCCCCCCCACCCCUCUCCAUGAUGGCUUACGUUAUAUUGUCAAGCACUCGAAUAGUCACGCGCUGUCCUCUGACAGCUCUUGUUUUGUUUAUUGUAGUAACCGCUGUCAUUUUGAACAUUUAUGUAUGUAUGCAAUUAAACUGCCUGUUCUUCCAUAUUUAGGUUGUAUAAAACAUCUUUUUUUUAUUUUAAAUUUAUUGUUAAACUUAAAAAAAUCUGUUGAUUUUAUGUGAAGUAACAAAGUUGUCUUGUGAAAGUCAUGAAUAAUGACAAAAUAUUGACUGCUUGUAUGUACAACAUUGCCCCUAUGCAAAGGUGUGUAUUGAACAAAGCAAUACUUUUUUGUGGGCUAAUUUAUAUGCUUGCACAUAUUUUUAUGACAGAAUAAGACUAAUGUCUUCCCAUAAGUAUCAUCAUGGUUUUGAUCCUCACUAUGUUAUAGUGAAUUAUUAACUGUCUAGGCAGAUUGUUCUCAAUACUGUUUGUUUUAUCAUAGGGCAUAUAAGUUGUUCUUGUUUUUUAUUUAGUUUAUGUUUGUUUGUCAAAUGUUUUUUGCAAAUGUAUGUUAUAUUUUUCCUCAAACAGUGAUAAGCUGAUAUUAGCUUGUUUAUAUUUUGAUUAAUAUUUUGUCGCUUUUUUGCAUGAAAUCUAUCACUUAUCAAAUUAAAACCUUAAUGAAUGUUUUUAGCUUACAUUUAUUGUAAAUUUUUUGAAAGCACCCCAUGCCAAAUGUUACAAGUGUAGAGCAUUUUAGGUAACUGUUUAUGUCCAUUUAUUGUUAUGCAAUGCCCUAUUGUUCAUAUAUAUUAUAUAAUAUAUGUUAUGUUUUGUUAUGGUACUGAUACUUUCCAUUUGUCGUCAUUGACUACAAUCAGAAUGGAAAGCAUGUUUUAUGAAUGCAAAAUCAAGGGAUUAUAAGACCAAUGGAUUUUUUUAAAGUGCGAAAACAUUCCAUUGUGGCUGUUUUUGCCAACUUGCAAUUGUUUUUUAUGUACCUCAUUAAUUGUUAAUUAUACUAAAUUGCUGGAGAAUUGAGUUUCAAUUAUUUUUUUACGAAAGGAAUUUUUUUUUAUCACAAUAGAAAUAUUUUUGUAACUUGCCUCAUACUAUCAGUUAAUUUUAAUAAAUCAGCUGACAUGCGACGUUAUUUCAAUAGAUAAAUAAAUAAAUAUAUAUGUGUAUAGAUCAAUAAAGUACUGAGAAUUACUUUCCAUAAUGCAUAACUGUAAAUUUGAAUAUCUUAUGUUAAAAGUAAUUAUCUAUGCCCCUAUUAUACCAACCCAAUGUAUUAGCGAAUAUUCUAUACCAUACCACUUUAUGAAUGCCAGCUGAUGUUUAGCAUUUGUCCUAACUCUAAUGAUUUAAUCAAAAACCGUUAUCCUUUCCACUUAAUGUUCAGCUUUUGUUCUGCUAAUUUCAUAACUCUUACCAAUACAUGAUAACCACCUAAUUGUAUGAGAAUGUCCGAACCCUUGCCACUUUAUAUACACCAGCAUAAGUUUUACAAAUGUCCCAAUCCUUGCCUUAACCAACGAAUAGUACCCGUUACUGUGCUAUCUCUAACCACACUGUAGCGCCUAUUGCCGAGACCCUAACCAUUGCAUAAUACAUGCUGAUUUUUUGCAUAUGUCAAAAGUCUAACCUUCCCGUUAUUCAUACUCUGGUUUUUAGAUUGUCCGAAUCCUAACACUUAAUAAUACUGGCUCAUGUUUUGCUUAUGCCCUUACCAUAACCUUUAGCACAUUUUACCUGAUCCAGUUAUGCGAAUAUUGUCGCCAUCAACCUAAACAAGCCACAGCAUUGGCUCCUGGUAUGCCCAUUGUUUUCAUACGCUUAUAGUUACCACAUAGUAAUAUUAUUAUCUGAAAUGGGAAUAUUCUUACAUGGAACUUAAACAUAUUGACCUAUGAAAUGUGAAAAUUCUAUCACUGAAAUUAACCUUCAACCUGAAUCUACUGUUUUACCGGCUCCAUUAAUAUUUUUUUCCUUCAAUUUAAACAAACUGUAUAAUCGACUUCCGGUAUGAUUAUGUCCUUACACUAACACGUAGCCACUCUGUGUGUGGGGGUAUUUUGAAGUUUAUGAGGUCAUUCUGAGCCUGAGGGUGCUUUAUGUAUGGACUCUGAAUGUGUUCUAGCACUCCUACUUAAUUAGUUUACUACACUCACGAAAUUUGGGACGAACUUUGAAUAUAGCUGCAAUUUCCAGCUUUUAAGUCGAUACUGAAGAAUAAUCAAUUUUGAGUUUGUUUUGUGUUAUUUGACUUGAGACGCAGAGGAAACCACACCUGGCAUACUCUAAUUCUAACCACAUCAAAGUACCAGCUUCUGGUAUACUAAUCUCACAAAACCUAGCAAAAAUCAUUGCAGUAUUAGCUCUUGUUUCGAAUGAUCUUGCUCUAACCCUACUUAACUUGUAUAUACGGUAAUUUAUAUAUGGUCAUAGUUGUUGAUAGUUGUUAUUAUAGUAUGCUAAAGAUAACAGAAUAAACUUUAAGUUAUGAAGUAAGAGUCUGGUUAUUUUAUUUUUUUGUAAAAUGUUAUAUACGGUUAUUUAUAUACGGUAAAAAAUGUUGAUUAUUUUAUCAAGUUAUGCCAUUAAAACAGAAUAAAUUUUCAGGAGUGAA